Molecule: messenger RNA, 1807 nt
Organism: Musa acuminata subsp. malaccensis (wild Malaysian banana)
Lineage: Eukaryota; Viridiplantae; Streptophyta; Magnoliopsida; Zingiberales; Musaceae
Product: probable methyltransferase At1g29790
Molecular function (GO): methyltransferase activity
Source: RefSeq, a predicted model, not a curated record
AGCGGGGAGCAAAACAAUCCACGUUGACUUUCUACAGAAGCUCUCCCCCUCACUGUCACCAAAAUCGAUGCAAGAAACAUAAAGAAAGCUACUUUGGAAGAAGCAGUCACUCACCAUCCAUGGCUUGCAAGCAAAGUAACAUGAAGUCAGACGGGAUGUUUCGAUCCAGAUAUUAUCCGUUCCAAAUGAUCUAUCUGACCUUCCUUGAAUCUUCGUCGGUCAGCGAGGCCUGAGCAUAGCCAUGAGAGGCCCACACCUGUUCUUGAGGGUCGGAGUAAAGAGAGGGGUGUAUGGAUUCACCUUGUUCUUGGCUGUGCUCGCGCUUCUGCUAAGUGUCGUUACGUUCUCCAGAUUCUAUUCUCAGAGCUCUCAUUUGACCAUCAAGGCUUUUGCCAGUUAUCUGAGCGCAGAUCCCAGGCAGGUAGAAGGUGGAAUCAAUGAGACUGUGGAUGAAAUCAUCGAGAAGAUCGUCAAAGAGAUGGCACAUCUGAGGGAGACGACAACAGAUCACUCCGAACUGAUGCGCGAGAGACUUCGAUACAUCGGCUUCCUCACUGAUAUCUUAGGCCUGAUAGGGUCUGUGAAGGAACCACUGCAGCACAUCGGAAGCAGCGCUCAUCUCCGGCCGUCAGGAACAGCGGCGGUGGCUCAUCCCUUGUCGAGAAGCAACCAGCCAUACGAUGAGCUCGUCGAGUUCUUCCUGGUGGAGGAGGUAAGGAAGUACAUGAGGAUUAAGCCCAACAGGCUGGGGAAGCAGAACUUCAUGGGCGCCAAUGGAACCUUUGCGAGCAUCGGCCACGCCUGCUUCUCCAUGAAGGAGGAGAUGGAGGAGUACAUGGACUACGAUGUCGGCGACUUCUGCGAGGACGACUGGAAGCAGGCGCAGCGUCUGAUGGUGCACGGCUGCGACCCGCUCCCGCGGCGGAGGUGCUUCGCGCGGGCGCCGAAGCUGUACACCAAGCCUUUGCCCAUCAACGAGUCCACAUGGAGGUACCCCGACGACCGCAACGUCCGCUGGAGCCAUUACCGGUGCAAGAGCUUCGCCUGCCUGGCGAGGAACAGCACAGGGAAAGGCUUCUUCAAGUGCGCCGACUGCUUCAAUCUCACUCACCAUGAGAUGCCGAGAUGGACGAAGGUGGUGUAUAUCGAUCCCUCGUCGAAUUCGACACCGGAUUUCCUGGUACGGGAAGUGCUGCAGAUCAAACCGGGGGAGAUUAGAAUAGGACUGGACUUCAGCGUGGGGACGGGGAGUUUUGCUGCGAGGAUGAGGGAGUUAAACGUCACCAUCGUCACAGCUACCAUCAAUCUGGGUGCCCCUUUCAGUGAGAUGAUUGCGCUGAGAGGACUGAUCCCUCUGUACUUGACCAUAAACCAGCGGCUUCCGUUCUUCGACAACACGCUCGACAUCAUUCACACGACGAGGUUUCUUGAUGGGUGGAUGGAUUUCAUACUCCUGGACUUCGUGUUGUAUGACUGGGACAGGGUGCUGAGGCCUGGUGGUCUCCUGUGGAUCGAUAGCUUCUUCUGUCAGAGGAAGGAUUUGGAUGAUUACUUGGAGGCGUUUAAGCUGCUGAGGUACAAGAAGCACAGGUGGGUGGUGGUGCCAAAGGUGGAUAAAGAUGGCCAAGAGGUGUUCUUCUCGGCCGUGCUGGAGAAGCCACCGAGACCUUUCUAGGGUGGCAAAUCCUCUCUCUCUCUCUCUCUCUCUCUCUCUCUCUCUCUCUCUCCUUGCAAGUUCUUAAUCAUGUUGUUGAAUUUAGAUCUGUUCUAUGUUGUUCAUCAAAUCUUCAGCUUGCCCUCUCAUGCA